GAUAAACAAAACAACGUGCUGUUGUUAAUUUUAUAAAACUUAAAAAAACCCGAUUUAAUAAAUUUAUAAAGAUGCCUCAGGGAAAGUUCAAGAAGGCUAAAGUUCCCGCCUCCAUACAGAAGCAGAAAAAGCAAAAAAAGGCCGCCUUCACCCGCCGUGCCAAUGCUCCCAUCCAGGCCAAGAAGGCCAAGUUCAAUGAGACACAGAAGAUCAAGGCCGUCAUUUCAAAGUCUGUCAACAAGAAUGUAGAGAGCGAGCUGCGGUCCCGAGCCCAUGAAGGCUACAUCCAGCUGAGUAAGGCUCAGGAGGCGGUGGCGAAACACCAUGCCACUCAGGCUGCAGCUGCCGCGGCGGCCAGCACCAGCAAAUCAUCAUAGUUUUGAUUUAGGUUU
Messenger RNA from Drosophila bipectinata, 392 nucleotides. RefSeq lists its product as uncharacterized. NCBI's taxonomy places the organism in Eukaryota, Metazoa, Arthropoda, Insecta, Diptera, Drosophilidae. The record is from RefSeq and is a predicted model, not a curated record.